Punctularia strigosozonata HHB-11173 SS5 is the source of this 3297-nucleotide messenger RNA. RefSeq lists its product as uncharacterized. The record is from RefSeq and is a predicted model, not a curated record. Gene Ontology annotation, biological process: positive regulation of transcription by RNA polymerase II; DNA-templated transcription. The transcript has 5 exons. Bases 1 to 3048 code for a protein of 1015 amino acids. Lineage: Eukaryota; Fungi; Basidiomycota; Agaricomycetes; Corticiales; Punctulariaceae. Gene Ontology annotation, molecular function: DNA-binding transcription factor activity, RNA polymerase II-specific; zinc ion binding; sequence-specific DNA binding.
AUGACCCAUAUCGUCCCGCCCCACGAGGACCUCGGCCUCGCGCCCGCCACCUCCUUCCACCCCCCGCCGAUGGAUCCCGCCCUUCAUCAGCAACAGCCGCAGCAGUUGCCCCCACCGCACGACGGCGCCGCCAGCGCGGGCCCAUUCCCACCAGGCCCGGCGUCGAAGAAACGCAGAAAGGCGACGACCGAGGACGGCAGCGAACCGCACACACCCGCCGAGCCCCGCCGCCUGCGGCGCUCGCACGAAGCCUGCGCCCGAUGCAGGAGCAAGAAAAUCAAGGCAAGUGCCGUGACCCGCCCCUCGUGCGACUCGAAGCACCCCCGCUGCACCGCGUGCGCCACCGCCGGCACCGUCUGCCACCAAGAGGACCGCCAUCGUCAGACGCUCACCCCCCGCGGCCACACCGAGCGCAUCGAGCGCCAGCUCCUCCAGUGCGACGCCCUCCUCAAGCGCCACAUCCCCGGCUUUUCUCUCGACGCGCUCGACGAGAUCAUCGCCGCUCAGGGCAUCAAGAUCGAGCCCGAGGCGUACCAGAACCCGGCCCAAUACCUCGCUGCCAACUCCACUUUCCAGUUUGGCCCCUUCGCGCACGCGCCGCCCUCUGGCUUGAACCCGUUCCCGUAUGUUAAGACCGAGGACGUCAAGCCUCCCGUUGGGCAGGCGUACACACAAGGUGGACCGUCGUCGCCUGUCGCCCAAGGCUACCCGCCCAACGCCAGCCCCUCGUACGGACCCGGCUACCCAAUGGGUCACCAUUAUGCCAUGGGAAACCAAUAUCCCUCUCAAAGUCCAGCCCAAGCUGGUCGUCCAAUUGGCCCCGCCGACCAGGAAGUCCGCGGGCAGGACCCGCAGAACUACGACAUAUCCAACACCCAGGCCCUCGCCAAAUCUUUCGGCGUUUCACCCUCCCUCAUGACCGACAUCAAGCUCGUUCGCCCCGGUCAAGACGACAGGGAAGACCUGGCGGUCGGCUCCUCCGGCCUCUCCUCCGGGCGCGACCGCUCCAUCUCGGAGGCCGCCCUGCCUCCUCGCGACCCCGCCAAAUGGGUAUCCGUCGCCAUGCGCCGCCGCGACUCCCUCGCCGCACCUCCCCCUCCGAACGCCCAACCAUACGCGCCCCCUCAGAACUCGGUUGCCAUCUGGCUGCCCCGAGACCGCGCGAUGGUCCGCCGAAUCCUCGACGUCUACUUCGACAGGCUCAACUACCACCGGCCCGUGUACCCUCGGCGUGAAUUCGAGGCGACCCUCGAAGCGCUCUACGAAGGACAGAACGUGGCGCACGAUCCGGGCCUCGUCUGCUCGUUCUACCUCAUGCUCGCCCUCGGCACGCUCUCCGAGCUCAACCAGCUCAAUCACAUCCGCGACAACAACGGCAAUGGGAACGGCAUGGGUGUGAAUGGGCACAACGGCAAUGGCAAUGGGAACGGCAAACUGCAUAACCUUGGGCUGCCUGCCGAUUGGCCGGAGCAUGAGGAGUUCUUUGAACGCGCUCUGGCGGUGAAGCCUGAACUUCGGGUCACGCUGAGCAGCUUGCAGGCCCUCAUCCUUCUGCACUGGUACCUAUACACAGAGCGCCAAGGCAGGACAUUGUGGCGCCUCGUUGGCUCGCUCGUCCGACUUGGCAUCGAGCUUGGUUUGCACCACGACCCGACGCUGCAGCACGACACGUUCUCCGAGGAAGAGUGUCAGUUGCGAAUCCGGCUCUGGGGCAUCGUGAUGAUGCACGACCGCGGAACGUCCCUCCUGCUCGGCCGUCCUCUUGCGAUCGCUCCUUUCGACUCGAACACUCCCCGGCCGUCGCGCCCGAAGAAGGGUCAGCUGUUGGACGACUUCUCGGAACACUUCCUGCUCUCGCACCCGAUCGUCGAGAUCCAGGCGGACAUCAUCAAUUCCCUCUACACGCCCACUCGCCAGACGGGCGACGCCAUCAUGCGCCACGCCACGCGCAUCAUGAAGAGCAUGGCCGAAGUCCGCCGUCAGCUGCCGGAGCACUACAAGUGGUACUUUUCCGGCACCGAGGACUGGCCGCUCGACCGUCGGAGCAAGCUCGUGCAGGACAUCACCGAGGACCAGGGCCUGACGCUGCUCAAGAUCGGGAUCACGCGCAUCCUCCUCCUUCGCGCCCUCUUCUCCUCCAAGGAGCUCCAGUACCCGCAGCGCCACCGUGCGCUCCUCGACGCGAUCGUCACCUCGCACAACAUCAUCAUCGUCCACAACCAGCUCAUCCGCUUCCCCGAUGCGACGUUCUUCGUGUCCCACAUCCCGCUCCACAUCGCGGCGAUGGUCAUCCUCUACGGCCACAUGUCGCGGUGCGAACGCCUCCCGCGCCAGGUCGCGCUCGAGGACGUCUGGAUGGCGCUCGACAUGCUCCCCCGCUUCCGCUGGCGCUGGGACGCGAAGGCGGACCUCACCGGCGGCCACCCGCUCAUCGCCAAGCUCGCCGAGCGCGUGCUCAACGUGAACCUGCACCAGGUGGGCCCGCCGAGCCAGCCGGUGCUCAUCAGCGAGGACGAGUACGAGCCGGGGAUGAUGAGCCCCACACAGGCCGCGGGCGGCGGUGGCGUCGCGCAAGGCGGCGUCAGCGGGCCCGGAGUGCCGGGGCAGAGCCCGAUGCAAGGUGGCUCGGCACCCCAGACGCCGCACAUGGCGUACGGGCCCGCGCCGUACGGCGGGCACCACGGGCAUGUCGUCGCGGGCGGACCUCCCGGCGGCGAUCAUAUGAACCGUGGGCAACCGCUGACGCCGAAGGAGGGCAAGCUGGCCGAGGUGGAUAACGCGCUGUUUUACCCGUUCCUGCCCGAGCAGGCGCAGACUAUCGGCACCAACGGGCACGGCGGCGCGGGUGCGCACAGCAUGGCAGGCCAGGAUUAUUCGCGCCUGUUGGCGGAGGUGCAGCAUCCCGCUGGUCCGUACGGGUACGCGCAGAGCCAAGAGGCGUAUAUGUUAGAGGAAAAGGACGUCAGCGCAGCGCCGACUAUGUGGAUGGCGCAUGAACAGAAGUACGAUCCGAGGGCUAUCCCACAGUCGCAUGGCAUGCACUCCUGAACAGUUACAAGUAUCGGCACAGUUAUUGACCUCUCCCACCUCUGUCCUCACAUCGGUUAUAAUCUUGCGAAUUACCUUCUCCGUUGUCAUUAGAUCCUCCCUCUCGCUGGUCGCGGCUAUACAGUGCACCUCGUCUCGCUGUACUAUGUGCUCCCGUCGCUCGACCCCCGCGUAUAUACUCCCGAUUAUGUGUUAAGCUAUCGUUGUUGUAACGAAUAUCAACUGGGUGCGGCGAACUGCAUAUAUAUU